GGCGGGGUGUCAAAGUUGGCGUUACUGGAAUGGUAAGAGAUAGCUAGAUAUGUGCUGCCAGGUUCUCCAGAUUGGUUCAUGUCAAACGUAUUGGCAGCAACGUCGUGGGAAAAUUUGGACGAUGGCGGAAAUGUGUUAGUAGCCUUUUCGUCUCGGCCUUCACUCCGGCGAUAAACAUAAGUACUCUUGGUCUUAUGUUGGCCAACUUCAACCCCACCACGAGAAGACCUCAGCUAUUACAUUUGACGUCUGUCUAUCUCUAAGCCUGGUUUCAUGUGGCUUUGAUGGUUUGGUUCGUCGCUGGAUAUAUUCAAUACCGGAUUGGGUGCUUGAAAGUGAGUUCAACGUGCACAGCGUACGAGAAAAUGUAAAUCCGACUGCGUUGAGUUCUUUUUCACACUCUCCAAACCAGUCGUAUAAUUUUGUGGGCACGGAUAAGGGGUUACUUAUCGUUUGGAUCGUUGACGGUGAAAAGAAUAAAACACAUUAUCUGUCCAAAAAGUAUGAAAACGAUUCUGUACUGGUCUGUGCAUUAGAGAAGUCAGGAUUUGACUACUCAAUUUUAAGAGUUGCUGUAGGAUACAAGAAAGGACUGAUUGGCGUUUAUAUGUUCAAACCAUCGGACAUCUCAUCAGCUUCAAAUCUCACACAAAUAGCGAGAUUUUACGCGCACGAGAGGGAUGUUUGUCAUGUAGUCUGGAAACCAUGUGCCUCGGGUUAUACAGACAACCCAACGGAGCUUCUCACAUGUGGACGUGAUCAAAUGGUCAAGGUAUGGAAUGUAUCCACCUCCGAAUGCUGUUUUUGUACCAAAGUUCCUGGUCAGUCACGUUAUCAUGCAAAUGAUUCUGGAAAACGUUCAAAUCAGAAAAAUAAUGUUAGCGGAGCCCCAUGGAUAUCUGCUUGUUACACCACAGGGAAGAAUUCGAUGGUGAAUAUCUUAUUUUCGGGAUUACGGGGUGAAUUAUUCCGUUGGAGCUGCUCAGAUGCACCUAUUAACAUAACACCUGAAAAUCAAGGACAUUCUAUGCUGAUUUUUUCAAUGUUGUUUGUUCCUAAUUCUCCUGGGCUAGUAAUUACAGUCAGCCAAGAUAGAGUUCUGAUUGUGUGGGAGUUAGUUGAAGAAUCCCUCCCGUUAGUUGUUUUGCGACUACCGACACUUUCUGCAGGGGUGUUUUCUCUGGCUCAGUCUUCAUUUAGUAAUAGCCCUUUAGUCGCAGGGCUUUCAGAUGGCUCUAUUUUGUUCUGGAAAGUUUAUUCACCGAAUAUGAAUGAUGGUAACACUUCCUUUGACAAUCGAAGUAAGGACAAAUCUAUUUCAAUAUCACCUCGGGGAUCUCAGUCAUCCCCUAUAACCGCUCUUGCUUGGCAUCCUUUACCGCAGUACGAAAACAUCCUUGCCUAUGGGACCGAAUCCGGUUGUGUGGAGAUCGUCGAUAUUAACAAGCUACAGAAAAUACAGAAUCAAAAGCCGAAACCACAGUUGCACGCGUUUGGUUCGACCGUAUACCGAGUUGCUUGGGGGCCUAUAAUAUUUACGGGUUCGCAUCACAAAAAUGAACAGAUCGAAACUAAAAGUCAUUUGGAACCUGAUAAUUCUGCACUUUUAUCAAAUACAACUGUAGAGGAAAAUGUAAGGUGCAAUACAGAGUCCGAGGCUAAGUUUCCUUUCUAUGUUUAUAGUGUAAGUAAAGGAAAAAUCCACUGUCAUUUUGGAGGCGGUCGCCCUCCAGUUGAAGUUAGCAUGAAGUUUCCUUCUCCUCCAAAUACCACUGAGGAAGAUUGGAAAACCCUGAUUCGUAGUGAUAUAGCAUUCCGCCCUGUUAGUAAAACUAAACAGACAUCAGCUGAUCCAGUUCCUGAUACCUUUGAUUACUUGAUAGGUGUGGGCUAUCGUUCAGGUCAAGUUGAUGUUUAUGGUUUAUCAAAUUCGAAACUGUCGAAUAACCUGUCCUUUAUUUGCCGUAUUGUGAGUCAUUCUAAGUGCGUCAAUUGUUUAGCUUGGUCAAGGGAUUAUUAUUGGCUCGCUAUUGCAUCAAACGAAUCUUUUAUAACUGUUACUGAUCUCAAGAUACACCUAUUUAAUGCUCUCAACCAAGAACAACAUCUCAAACCUGUUCAGCUGUCUACUUGUUUGGCACGAUUAGAAGGUCAUUUCAACAGAAUAACCUGUUUAGACUGGUGUCCACAUGAUCCUUUCCUCUUACUGUCCUCUUCUUUUGAUGGUACAGCUAAUGUUUGGCGAGUUCAUGCUAAUAACAUUGAAAACAAUAAUCUAUCAAUAUCUAAUUUUCGUGCACACAGGCUACGUCUAUUUACAUGUUUAUGGAGUCGUCAAGAACCUGAUCUUGCUUUUAGCGGUGGGGAGUUAUGUCUUCUAUUCGGUUGGCGACCCUCUGAACAAAUCCAUAGCCAGCCACCCCAUAGUCGCCGACAUCGACCACCAACUAUCAAAAGACUUGUAAGUAGUGAUCAAGAAGAACUAUGUAAUGGUGGUAUUUCUGGCGAAUCUCUUCAGUCGGAAGCAAAUUCAUUCGUUAGUUCCGAAGCUCUGAAAGAAAAAUCAAAUAAAGAAAUAACGUUAAAGAAUGAUGAUAAAGUUACCAGGUCUUCUCAUAAGGAACAAUCUGUUCUAUCUCAGAAUUCCUCUAGAAAGAUUAAUUCUGCUGGAACGGCGGAAAAAAGGAAACGACCUGCUCUUUUUCCUAACCUAUUUCAGUUCAGUAUCAAUAAACAAUGUGAACUUAACUUGUAUCAUUCUCCGCCUUUUAAUAUGGGAACGUUUCUUUCACACAUUUUAAGUGUCUCUGACUUCAUAACCGAAAAAGUGGAUGAUGAGAGACUGCCAACUGAUUUGUUGAUUCUCUUGCCAGAAGUUAGCGCAACCAGAACAUGUCUUUUAAAGUAUUUAAAAAUGGAAGCAUCUCAUCAUUUAAAGUUGUUCCAUUUCGGUCAACGACCAAACAGUUUAGUUCAUUUGGAUGCCUACUGCAUCAUACUUUUAUGGAUAGGUUGUAUAUCUAGUAUCCCACCUGUUAUGUCAACAGAAGGUCACAUGCCUUUUUGGUUAUUAUAUGCAAUUCAACUAGCUCAAUCAACUCUUGCCUAUCCUGGAAAUUACAAUAAGUUAACUGUGUCAAAAGAAAAUCCUGUCGUGGAGGUUGACUUGCUUGGUGAAAAGAUUAAGGAUAUGCAAACUGCUAGUCCUGAUAUUCUUGUAUCUGUUACACUUUUGGUAUGCGCACAUCGUGUCCAAGAAGCGGUUGAAUUAUUGUUAAGUUAUGACAGAGUUAAAGAAGCUUUAGUUCUCGCACGUUUACGUUUAAAUCCGUCCGAAUCCUGGAAAUAUGCAGAGAAAUGCAUUACACGACUUAUUGAGCGUUCUUGUUCAAACGAAAAGUCGUUCUUUUUUAUUAUAUACAACAUUGGAAAGAAGGAAUGGCUGAAUGCCACUAAUAUGGUUCACCGUGAAGUUGAAGUUUCCAACUUGCGACCUGGUAAAGAAAUUGAACAACUUUCGUGGUGUUGGAUUGGUAUUAGUCUAUUACUUAAUACAUCAUCCUUGGAUUAUUUGUCAAGCGAAUGUCUUCGUUUAGCUUCAAUGUGUUUAACGGUUGGUUUUAAGCUAUUUCCUACGGAAGCAAUAUUCCUUAAACGUUGGCUUGAUGCUUUUUCACGUCUUCUGUCAUCUGAGACAACGUCUUGCUCCGGUUUGAUUAGCAGUUUAUUAUUGUUAGAUAUUGGCCAGAUGACUUCUUUUCUUAUGGCUAAUUAUCAUCAAGAGGAAUCUGACACUUCAACAAUACCAUACGAAAAUCAUAGUGAUAACUGGAUGAAAUACAUAAAUCCCGAUUGUAUAACAUGUUUGAACCAGUUAGUUUCAGAUCGUCAACCGUCUUCAUUAUGGGAAGUUUGUUUGACAAAUUUCUGUGUAGACUUCCUUUUGUUCUACUUAGUGCAUAAUCAUGUUCCUCCAACUAAAUUACCUUCAGAUAAUUCACUGACAAUGUAUAUUGACCGAUAUGAGUUUAGUCGGAAAUCAUGCGAGUACAUCAAACCAAAAGAAACAACUUAUUUAAUCAGUCAUUUAUUUUCAACUUAUCAGCAGGUCUUGGUGAAUAAUUACUCCACUUCGGAUAACAAGCUAUGUUUUUCGCCCUCAGAUAGUGUGUAAAAAAUUAUAUAUAUAUAUACCCCCUGAAUAUUUUGUGUAGUCAUCUUUAUAAACUCUUCUGCAUUUUGGUAACUUGUAAGAUAUGCAUUGUGUACAGGAUAAAUAACAGAGCAAAUAUAGUUUCUAUUUGAGAUUUUCGCUUUUCACUUGAUUAUAAUUUCAUCGUUGUGUUACUUCAUAAUUAAAGUGACCCAAUUAGAAACUGUUCGAGCUAACCAGUUUGCUUGCUUGUUUUGUGUAUGCAUUUGUUCUUAUAACACUGGAUACUCUUUUGAUUAUCAGUGGGCUGCUUUAUCUGGGUUUUAACUUCAUCUUAGGAAAAUUUAUGUCUUAAAUAUGGCUAUCAGGGCUCUGGAUUCCUUCACCUUUAUGGGUCUGAUAGCUGAAGGUUCAUCUUGUUCAAGGGAUAGGUUCAGGUUUUGAGUUGUGACGAUAAUGUAGGUACCUUAAAUUAACUGAUCCUAAAUAUACUGGAACAUGCAUCUUCGAACCCAGCAAUGACUACAUUCUAAGCUGUCUUCUAUCCCGACAAACUUGGAUUUCGAAAUGAGAUUUUUUACAAGUAGACAUCGAAAACCAUGGUUCUUUUAACAUUUCCGUCGUGUAUUGGGACUUUUAAGACAGUGCCUAGCUACGGUUUCCUCAUGGAUUAGCGUCUGAAAGUCUAUGGUUAUUUAGAAUCUUUAGGGAGAGAAACAUACGAAAGUUUAACAAUCGAGGAAACAAGUAAAUUUUUCGUUUUAUGGCAUAUCGGUUUUUUUCUGUUUCCCAUUUAUAUGUACGCGGAUCACUUUAAAAAAGGGUAUAACCUUUUUACUGACUUUUGACAUCCAAGGAAAUAAACCCUAUAAACUCUAGUUCUUUUCUUCGUCAUCGACUCUUUGUUCUGAAUAAUUUAGAAUAUUAUAAUACUAAAAUUUAUUGUGUUCUUAAUUAGUAAAAUAGGGACAAUUUAGUUAUACUCGUUUCCUGUGUGUUUACUACCGAAAAUUCUGUUUCUUUUCAAUGAAACCCUGAAGUGUUGUAGCAAUAGAAUCCAAAAUUGAAAUCGAUAGUUUGCAUGGACUUUCAACCACUGCUUCUUUCAAUAAGCAAGGCUCAUAAUGUAUUUACUACCGCUGAUAAUAAGCAUAGUUGUAAGGUCAUUGCCCAUAUAUUCUUAAAUAAGUUAAUUAUUGAGCUAACUUAGUAGUACGUAUAAACGAUUCAUUUAGCAUACUGUAAUUUCAUUCAUUGUAUUACUGAAUCGUGUACAAUUCUUGUAAGUUGUUUGCUUCCUAACUUAAGUUCAAUUUAGAACUACUCAAUAAAGUAGUCUGAUAAACAGUGCUAUCACUUUACAUUCCCUAUAAUUUUUUAAAAUGUUUUUAACUGCCCAAAACGGACAAAUACUAUUUCCCAUUAUCCAUGUGUUUCACCCGGUUAUUCUAUCAAUGUCCUCAGUGUUUGAAGAUUUGUGUUGGUUAUUAAAACGUUGGAAUUAUUGUGGUGGCCGUCAAAAAUUUUUUAUCUGUCAAAUCAUCGCAUUCCAAGUAAGCAGAUACCUACAAAUAAAAUCAAUCACCAACUGCCGAACUGUUAGGUGAUUUAAGCUGUUGUUAAAAUAAAUAGUAUCUAAUCAUGAUAGUGUAUAAAACGAUUGAUAAAGGGUGAAAAUAAAAUUUAAGAAGCAAGCAAGGAUCCUUCAGUUCUCCCCGUCACAUCAAGUUUAAACUACAGAGAAUCAUCGUGGACUAGUCAGUUGUUCGAUUGGUUUCUGUUCAUGGUGAGAACUAACCUCUAACUGACUAGAAAAACAUCCUCUAUUAGAAAUCUAGGUCUAAUAUUCGUAGUUUUCAAAACUAGUGUUCUAUCCGUAUAUGAGUGACUAGUCUGUAGAGUUGCUGUUUCACAGUUCUGCUAGCAGGUAAACAAAAUGUGGCGGCUGACUAAUAAUUACUUAACCUUCAUUUACUAAGCAUAGAAGCAGAAUUUUUUGUCAGUAAAUACGAUACAUAUGUACUUCAACAUUCAUUGAAGUUGUCAUAUCCCUCUCCAUAGCUUGAACUAUAUAACUAUAUACAACUAUACAUAGUUAUUAAACUGUCUAUUUAUUAAGAGAGCCACAACUUGAGUUACUAAGUUUUUUGCAUUCAAAAUGCCCCAAUGGUUUGUACAUUGUAAUUGUUAGGUUGAUUAUUCGAUCCUUUAACCAAAUUUACAGAA
Molecule: messenger RNA, 6379 nt
Organism: Schistosoma rodhaini
Lineage: Eukaryota; Metazoa; Platyhelminthes; Trematoda; Strigeidida; Schistosomatidae
Source: the annotation of a GenBank genome assembly